AUGUCCGCCACGGACGGUGCAUCUCUCCAGAAAGGAAGCGACGGCUCCGAUCUCCUCGCUCUCGACCUCCAGAUCUCGGCCUUCGCAGCUGCGGUCAGGCACUCGCGCCGCUUCGUCAUCGCCAAACCCUUCCCCACCGCCGCCGUCACCGGCCAUGCGCCGCAGGGCGGUCCGACGCCCGAGCCGGCAAUGAGGGCGUGUCAGGCCCUCGUGAGCUCCCUCCCGCGCCUCUCAACCCUCACCACCGACGAGCUGCUCCGGGCGGACCCCGACGCCGGCCCCGCGAGCGACAGCUCCCUGACGACAGACGCGAUACGGCUGUUGCAGUGGAUCGCGGCGCGGCCGAGGGCGCGGCGCAAGGUGCAGCUGUCUUCCUGGGCGGCGUUGACGCGCGACGUCGGGGAAGGCAAGCUGGCGCGCGUGCCGCCGAAUCUGCUGCCCGACUACGUGUUCGCGCUUGGACAGAAGGGCGGCGCGGGGCCGGGGCCGCCAGCGACCGGAGAAUCGUUGUCGUACGCGUUUCAUGGAACCAGCUUCGAGAACCUGCAUUCAAUCCUUGCGUUCGGAUUGAUAGAUACCGGGGACGCGAGGAUGAUGAGCACGGGACAGAUCUUCGGGAGGGGCGUGUACAUGGCCCGGGACUACGAGACUGCGUUCGGGUUCAGCGCCGCCACCGACGCGUGGCGCAACAGCAGCCUUGGGUGCCGGCUGCGGUGCAUGCUGGUGGCGCGGUUCCCGGAGAGCAAGGUCAGCACGGAGGAGGGCGCUCGGCCGAGCGACGUGGGCGCGACCGACCACUACAUCAUCGUCCAGGACGUCUCCGCGAUCGAGCUGACGCACGUGCUGGUCUUUGUCGACCAGGGGCCCUUGCCAGCGGGGGGGGGCGACGGCACAGCAGCGGUAGCCGCUGCAGGCGACGGCGCGUGGAGCACGGCGGCGCUGAUCGCCGCGGCCGUCGUGGCGCUCGUUGCGUGGAUCGUCGGCGGCCUUUUCGCCGGCCGUUCCGUCAGUAGAAUAUUCUAG
This is a messenger RNA of Pedinophyceae sp. YPF-701, 1023 nucleotides long. The record is from the annotation of a GenBank genome assembly. Lineage: Eukaryota; Viridiplantae; Chlorophyta; Pedinophyceae.